Oncorhynchus gorbuscha (pink salmon) is the source of this 10598-nucleotide messenger RNA. RefSeq names its product nuclear receptor corepressor 2-like. Gene Ontology annotation, molecular function: transcription corepressor activity. NCBI's taxonomy places the organism in Eukaryota, Metazoa, Chordata, Actinopteri, Salmoniformes, Salmonidae. The record is from RefSeq and is a predicted model, not a curated record. Gene Ontology annotation, biological process: negative regulation of transcription by RNA polymerase II.
GUAUUUUUUAUAGUCUAUGGAGUAGACGCGACAUUUGCCGCAAGUAGAAAGGAGUGGAGCGAUUGAGAACGAAAACGCUUCUUUCAUGUGGAUUACUUCUGGAAAAAAUAAACCCCUACCAAAAGCGGAAACUAGCUAAUACAUCAGGAACAACAUCAAAGACUGGAAUUAUACGGUCGCUGUCUACAGGACCCAACCCAUGAUGUACAGCGCCUGCUCUACAGUCCCACCCACUUCCUGUCUGUAGAGGAAGCGGCUCCACCAGUAUGUCUUCCCACCCCCAGUCUGUGCCUCAGGGCCGGAGGGCUGUGGACACCCGCCACCUGCCAAACCCUGCCAGUCUACCACUGCAGCUGGCACGGGCACACACGGAUGUGGGAUUGGCGGACUAUCACCCUCACUCUCGGGACUACAGCUCCCACCUGGCUCAGCCCCACCGCCGCAGACCCUCUCUACUGUCCGAGUUCCAGCCAGGGAAUGAGAGAGGUCAGGAGCAACACAUCCGCUAUGAGCACAUAUACCUGCCCGAUCCCAACAGCCUAUCAGAGGUGGAAUAUGCUGAGAUGAAGCGUCCUCGGCUGGACAUGGGGGCGGAGUCUCUCAUGAGGCACUCAGCCCACCGCCCACAACUUCCUCUGGGAGGGGCAGAGGACAUGUCAAAGGACCGGGGCAGCUCCAUGGGGAAGCUGGAGCCAAUCUCCCCCGUCAGCCCGGCCCAGAUGGACCCUGAUCUGGACCUGGUGCCAGCCCGCUUCUCCAAGGAGGAGCUCAUCCAGAACAUGGAUCGUGUGGACCGGGAGAUUACAAUGGUGGAGCAACAGAUCUGCAAGCUACGCAAGAAACAGCAACAACUGGAGGAGGAGGCAGCAAAGCCCCAGGAGCCGGAGCGGUCCAUGAUCUCCCCUCCGCCCAGCGAGGCCAAGCACCGUAGCCUGGUGCAGAUCAUCUACGACGAAAACAGGAAAAAGGCAGAGGAAGCUCACUGGAUUCUGGAAGGACUGGGACCCCGAGUAGAACUGCCUCUGUACAACCAGCCCUCUGAUACCAAGCAGUACCAUGAGAACAUCAAAAUAAACCAGGCGAUGAGGAAGAAGCUCAUUCUUUACUUCAAGAGGAGAAAUCAUGCUCGUAAGCAGUGGGAACAGAAGUUCUGCCAGCGCUAUGACCAGUUGAUGGAGGCCUGGGAGAAGAAGGUGGAGCGCAUUGAGAACAACCCCCGGCGCCGAGCCAAGGAGAGCAAGGUGCGCGAGUACUACGAGAAACAGUUCCCUGAGAUCCGCAAGCAGAGGGAGCUGCAGGAGCGCAUGCAGAGCCGGGUGGGGCAGCGUGGAGGGGGAUUGGCCUCGUCUUCAGCCCGCAGUGAACACGAGGUCUCUGAGAUCAUCGACGGCAUAUCAGAGCAAGAGAACACCGAGAAGCAAAUGCGUCAGCUGGCGGUCAUCCCACCCAUGCUAUUUGACGCAGAGCAGCAACGUAUCAAGUUCAUCAACAUGAACGGCCUGAUGGACGACCCCAUGAAGGUGUACAAGGACCGGCAGGUCAUGAACAUGUGGAGCGAGCAGGAGAAGGCCACCUUCCGUGAGAAGUUCAUCCAGCACCCAAAAAACUUUGGCCUGAUUGCUUCUUUCCUGGAGAGAAAGACGGUGGCAGAGAGCGUCCUCUUCUACUACCUGACCAAAAAGAACGAGAACUACAAGAACAUUGUGCGCAGGAACUAUCGGCGCCGUGGCAGGAGCCAGCAUGGCCAGCAGCAGCAACAACAACUGCAGGUGAACCGCAGCAGCCAGGAGGAGAAGGAGGAGAAGGAGAAAGAGAAGGAGGGAGAGAAGGAUGAGGAGAAAACUGAGGGGGAAGACAAGGAGGAUGUAAUGAAGGACGACACCUCCGGCGAGGACGGGGAGGACAAAGAGCCCACGGUGGCUUUCAAGGGUCGACGCACGGCCAACAGCCAGGGCCGGCGCAAGGGCCGCGUCACCCGCUCCAUGACCAGCGAGGUGGAGGAGACCGCCACUCCACCGCUCAGCAGCGAACUCGCCAAUCUGGAGAUGAAUGAGAGCUCUCGCUGGACUGAAGAGGAGAUGGAAACUGCCAAAAAAGGUCUUCUCCAGUAUGGUAGGAAUUGGUCAGCCAUCGCCAAGAUGGUUGGCUCCAAAACUGUGUCACAGUGCAAGAACUUCUACUUCAACUACAAGAAAAGGCAGAAACUGGAUGAGAUUCUGCAGCAGCAUAAAAUGAAAUCGGAGAGGGAGCGUAAGGCGCGGCGUAAAGGCAAAGCCCUACAAAGUGAAGAGGCCAGCGCUCCGUCUGCUGCCGAGGAAGAGGAGAUGGAGGGUUCCGGAGCCAGCGGCAACGAGGAGGAAGCUCCCGAGGAUGGAGAAGGUGGGGCUAACAACAGCUCAGACACAGAGAGCCUGCCCUCUCCGCGUUCCUCUGAGGACAGCAAGGUUAAAGAGGAGGGUGGCGGUAGGGCCAAGGCUGGCUCCAAACCUGGGGACAAGGAGGCCUCAGGCUCCCACAUGGUCCAGGGAGGAGAUGAAAAGCCCCCAGGAGAUGGGGACAAGGCCAUCAAGCAGGAGGUGAAGACUGAAGCAGGGGAGGGUAGCAAGGAGCUACCCAGUGAAUCCACAGACGGAGACAGAAAGCCCCCCACUGCAGAGGCAGAGGAGAGCAAGAGCUCCUCCAAGAGCUCCAAGAGGGACCACGAGCCCAAGACUGGCUCCCAUGCAGACAGUGACUCUAGCGCCACCUGCAGCGCUGACGAGGUGGAGGAGUCGGAGAACACCGAGAAGAACAGGAUGACGUCCCCAAACCGGCCCAGCCUUCUAAACUAUGCUCAUGAUGGGGUCAUCUCCUCCCCCCUGCAGAAGCCCAUGGACCUGAAGCAGCUCAAACAGAGGGCUGCGGCCAUCCCCCCUAUUAUGCCUCAGAUCCCGGAGGGUGGCCCGCGGGGUGGGGUUGGUAAGGCCGUGCUGCCCCCCCAUGCCCUGGCUCUCUACCAGCAGCAGAUCACCAUGGCCCACGGAGAGUCCUCCCAGGAGGCCAAGCAGCAGCAGCAUGCAGGUCAGCCCAGCAAACAGCACCCUUACCCAGCGCAGGGUGACAGAGACCCCCACAACAUCAGCAGCCCCCGUGUCCGCCCACGCAGCCCCUCCACCAGCGACAAGGACGAGCUGGAAGGCAACGAGAGGUGGCUGCAGACUCUACUUCACGGAUUACAUAAGUCCCGGGCCUUCUCUCCUCACGGAGACCCUAAGAAGCAGGCGGUGGGGCCAGAGGACCUGAGGGCCACUACUCUGGGCCGGCCUGUCAUGUCCCCCUACCCAAUGUCCCCUCGAGACAUGGCCAAGCUCAGCCACGAUCAACACCUGCUCCACUAUAACUCAUCUUUCCAGCAGGUUGGCCACUCUGGACCCCCUGGUCUGCAGCAGGAUGGCAUCAGGUUGGCAGCGGUGCGCCCCCUCCACAUGCCAGAGCCACCCCCUCUCAUCUCCUCCAACAAGCCAGGGGGGUCUAUCACACAGGGAACCCCAGUGCAGCUUCAUAGCCCGGCUCACGGGAUGGACCAUGGGAAGAUGCCCCCUGCACAGAUGGGUUUGUCCUGGAUGGAUCAGAGGAAAGUGGGUCCCUACCCUGUGGUGAAGCAGGAGCAGCUGUCCCCGCGGUGCUCGUCCUCCCAGGCAGAGAACCUGUCCACGCAGGGGGCGCCCCACGACGCCACCACUGGACGUGGGUCCAUGCCAGCGGUGCAGGGGGGCAGCAUCACGAAGGGCAUCCCUGGGACCAGAGUUCACCAGGACUCCCCCAUCUCCUACCGAGGAGGCUCCAUCACCCAGGGCACCCCGGCUGACGUUCUGUACAAGGGGACCAUAACCCGUCUGAUCACGGAAGACAAUCCCAGCAGGGCAGAGAGGGAGCGGGACGAGGCCCUGUCCAAAGGACAUGUGGUCUAUGAGGGCAUCAGCGGACACAUCCUCACCUAUGACCGCCUACCCUCUCAGAACCCUAAAGAAGACGGCCGGGGCCAGCCUGGGGAGAUCUUGGGGCUGAAGCGCCCCUAUGAUGUCAUGGAGGGAGGGAUCUCCAGGGGGCUGCCCAUGAGGGACUCUCUGUCUGCAGCCAACUGUGAGGGUCUGAUGGGUAGAGCCAUGCCCCAUGAGAGAGACAGCCCACACCCGACCCACCACAUCCGUGGUUCCAUUUCACAGGGUAUCCCCCGUCACCUUGAACCCCAGGAUGGCUACAUGAGGCGAGAGCCCAAGCAGAUGAAGAGAGAGGGCUCCCCGCCCCGAGGGCCUAGCCAGAUGGCUGACCCCAUGAAGGGCCGAGACAGCAUGGUGCCCACCGUGAAGGAAGGGGGCCGAUCCAUCCACCUCAUUCCCAGAGAGGAGCUCCGACAGAUGCCCGAAGGCAUGAUGAUGGCCAAGGCUGGCAAAGAUGGCAUCAUAGCACAGGGUGCUCCAAUGAAGCAGGAGCAGGGUGGCUUAAGGAAGGGGCAUGACGUUCGUUCCAUCAUCGCCAGCUCCCCGCGCUCCCACUACGGCAUGCCCCCUCACCUGGAGAUGCGGGGGCCUGAGCAGCGGGGCCGCUACGAGGAAGGUCCUAAGGGUCGUCCCAGCGCUGUGGUCAGCACGGCCAGCUCCAUGGCCCGCUCCUCGCCUCUGGCCAUGGGGGGCGAUCAGGGUGGCAAGGCCCACCACAGCCCCGUUGGCUACGAGGAACACAAGGGUGGCAUGAGGGCUCCCUACACUGGGCCUUCUCACAGAGGAUCCCCGCUGUCCAGAGAAUCAGGCCAGCGGCAGCAUGAAGGCUCCAAUAAGAAUCAGCCUCAGGAGCGCAAGUCCACACCCACUCCUAGGGAGAUGAACUCCGGCAAGUCACCGCUGUCGGGCGUUGCCGAGCAGCAGGCCCAACAACAGGCCCAACAACAGGCAUCCCUGGCGUCGUACGAGCGUCUGCUGCAGGGUCUGGGGGCUGACGUGUACCGAGGUCAGAUCCCCCUGGCCUUUGACCCUGCUGCCCUGCGUCAGGGCAUCCCCAUCGACCCAGCCUACUACCUGCCUCGUCACCUGGCCCCUAACCCUGGCUACCCUCACCCCUACCCCUACCUGAUCCGGGGCUUCCCCGACACAGCGGCCCUGGAGAACCGCCAGACGCUGCUCAACGACUACAUCACCUCCCAGCAGAUGCACCAGUGGCCUGCAGCCGCCGCCAUGGCUGCCCAGCGCUCAGACCUGCUGAGGGGGCUCUCACCACGGGACCAGCCCCUCCAACUGCCCUACUCUGCAGCCCCGCGCGGGUCUUCCGGCUCCCCCAUGGACCGCAUCACCUACAUCCCUGGAGCCUUCCCUAGCCAGCCAUACACGUCCUCUCCCAUCUCACCAGUUGGGCCCCAACACAUGAGCAAGCAGCACAGCACACCAUCCUCUGCUGACCGCGAGCGGGAGAGAGACCGGGAGAGAGACCGCGAGAGGGAGCGGGAGAGAGACCGCGAGAGGGACAGGGAACAGGAGAGAGAGAGGGAGAGGGAUCGCGAGAGACAACGAGACAGAGAGCGGGAGAGAGAGCGGGACAGGGACAGAGAAAAGGGGAUCUCUCACGGCAACGUGGAACACGCCCCCAUCUGGAGACCAGGCACAGAGCACAGCUCAGGUGGUAGUGUCAGGCCGUCCUCCCACUCUGGCUAUGGCCACCAGCACUCCCCGGUGUCCCCUCGCACCCAGGACAGUGUCCAGCAGAGGCCCAGCGUCCUGCACAACACUGGAGGCAAGAGUCUGCCUGUCAGCGACCACAACAACCCCUCUGUGCUAAGGUCCAUGCCAGGCUCAAAUCGCUACCCAGGCUACGCCUACCAACAAAGCAUGGACUCUAAGGAAAUGAGCCGGGAUGGGGGCAAGAGUAGGGGAGGCCUUCCCAAACACACCCAAGACCAACAUGGGCCCUCUAUAUCCUCCAGCAAAUCUGACCCCAAGCUGGCCAGCCCUAACCAAGGGGGUUACCCCAGCCCCUACCCCCAGGGCUCUUCAGCCUCUCACCACUCAGGGCGACCCCCUCACCUGCUGCCCCCCCAGUCGGAUAACGCUGCUGGCCGCGGAGAAAGUGGCACACCUAGUAGGGAAAAGACUCAAAACAAACCGAUGUCCGUUCAGGAACAAGAGCUCCGAUCACUCGCUGUCCCCUCAGUUCAACAGAAGAUGAUGCCCAUGGAGCAGCACGGUCUGUACCGGCCUCCCUCUGAGGAGAGGCUGUCCCCGGGCCAGCAGCCCCAGUCCCCACUGGUCAAAGGCAGCCAGAGGGUGGUCACCCUGGCCCAGCACAUCAGUGAGGUGAUUACCAAGGACUACACCCGGCAGAGCCAGCAGGCCCAGCAGCAGGUCCCUAUGCAGCAGUCUUACCAUAGCAACUCUGUCCUGGACCUGACCCGGCCCCCCAGCGCCCCCCAGGCCCCACCUGCCUCCCAGGAGCCCAGCCAGGGGCCUCGCUACACUCCAGAGGGAACCAGCGGGGAUCGUGCCCGAGACAGGUCCCCUCCUCAGCCCAAGGUGUCACCUGUCAAUAUGUCUACAGACGGCAUUGAGCCCGUGUCCCCUGCCGGAGCCAUGUCUGAACCAGAGACACAAGGGGCCUCCUACCCCAACGAGCAGGGCAUGGGCUCUCGCUCCCCUCCCAGCACCUCCCAGCCCCCAGCCUUCUUCAGCAAGCUCACUGAGAGCACCUCGGCCAUCGUCAAGUCCAAGAAACAGGAGAUGAUCAAGAAGAUGACCGUGGUCGGCAGUGACGCCGACUUCAAUCCUGGUCAGCCAGGAACAGAGAUUUUCAACAUGCCUGCCUCUACCACUGCAGGACCUGUGAGUAUACGCAGCCACCCGGCUCCCGAGGUGUCCGGUAACACCAUAGGGCUGGAGGCCAUUAUCAGAAAGGCCCUGAUGGGAAAGUAUGAUGAACAGGCCGAGGAGCGCCCUCCCUCCUCCACUGCUAUUAACCCCAUGGUUGCCAGUGUGCCUGCCGCUAUGCUCCCCGCUGAUGGAAGGACGGAGGACUCUUAUUCACUGCAAGGUGGGGGGAAACCAAAGGGCAGCGGGCGUUCUAAUGGGCGGAAGGCCAAAUCCCCCGGGCCGGGCCUGUCAGGGGGGGAGAGACCCUCCUCUGUGUCCUCUGUCCACUCUGAGGGGGAUGCCAACCGCCGCACGCCUGUCACCAACCGUGUCUGGGAGGACCGGCCCUCCUCCACAGGCGCAACACCCUUCCCGUGUAACCCCCUGACCAUGCGUUUCCCAAGUGGCAUGCCGGUGUCAAACCCCUCCCCCACCCCCUCUGGACAGAUAGGGGCUCAGGGCCAGGGCCGGUCCUGGGAGGAGGAGCCCAAGCCCCUGCUGUGUUCUCAGUAUGAGACCCUGUCUGACAGUGAGUGAGAGACCCUGCCAUGGAACAGAACAGCACCCGCCAACUAACCACCUCCACUGCUGCUGCAGACACACACACACACACACACACACACACACACACACACACACACACACACACACACACACACACACACACACACACACACACACACACACACACACACACACACACACACACACACACACACACCAUUCCACUCUACAGCUCCAUCUCCACCCAGCAAGGGAGUACGACAGGACCUGACCUCUGGGCCUCCCAUCUCACACAGCUGACUGACGAUCACAAGCACCGAUGGGGGUGUGCUGAAACACUGCUGCUCCGUGUGUUAGUGUUUCAGUGUAUGCAGUCACUCCAGGACUACUCUAAAGGACAAAUCACUUGGUUUUUUUUUUACUUCAUUUUUUCCCCUCUUACUGGCCUUAUUGAUACGGACACAUCAACUCAUGCGCUUGUUUGUAUACUGUUCUAGUGUCUUCUACGGUUUGUGGAAGGGACUUGGUACGGCCCCAUAAUCUGAUGCUCAUGUGUUUUCAUUUGGCCUGCGGAGUGAUUCACUUGCCCUGGUCAAGGAUGGAUGUGUCCUCUGCUCUGCUCUGUUCGGCCAUGUCAGGGCUCUAAACAGGGAUUCAACCUGGAUCUUCAGCUUGGAGAAGCCUGCUGCCUCCUCUGACCAGCAAACCCAACCAUAGUGGACAUGCAUCAGCACAGAAGUGUCUGUCUCUCUCUCUCUCUCUCUGUCUGUCUGUCUCUCUCGCUCUUUCGCCAGUGACCCCUUGGACAGGGUGUGAACCACACAGAGUUCUAUUUGGAAAGGUCUGCUAGGGAAGUGGUCUUCCUACACUGGGUCAUUUCACUGUGCGGAGGGCAGGCGGACAGGCAUGUAGCCAGGCAUGCCAUCUAUUGUACAGUACUGUGGACACUGAGUUCAGACGGCCUGUGUAUUUCUACUACUGUUAGAAUGCAUCAGAUGAUGGACAGGAGGAGAAAACCAACACAGGAAAACAAUGUCUUUAUUUUCUUUUCUCCUUUUUAAAUCCAGUCAGUCCAGUCCUGUGUUUGAAAGUGAGCUGAGACCUUUAGUACUUUUGAUCGUGAAUGUUUUGAUGGUGUCAGUUUAUCUCUUGUUUUCAAUGAUCUAUCUUCGGGGGUUUACAGGGUAUACAUGCUGUCCAUUGCUGAUGUCGUCAUACAUCUGAAACGUUACUGGAGGACGGUGGUGGCAUUAUGGUCUCCAGACAUCCAAUAGAGAGAGCGGUCUGUGGGUGUGAUGGACGGCACGAAGAGACGAGUGACACUUUCUGACUGUUUUUAUAUCAACCACAUCUGUGUUUUUUGUUGAGAAUGUUUUUGGAUGUUAAGCACUUAGUUGUCAAUUUGUUCACGACGGCAUUUUUAGGAAUCUGUUUCGGGCAGGCGAGAAUAUGGACUGGAGAAGACGAAUGUAGAGUCCUACUGUGGAGGCGUCCUCCUUUAACAUCUCUUUCAUUUAGUCUUGCCACCAACAUUCUUUAGUGCUCCCGAACUCCAGCGACAAUCACAGUUCUGGUGAAACAUUACCUAGUCCGCUUUGAGUGGGUGGAGACCAACCAUAAAGCUGCUUUAGGGCAAAUUUCCCAGCAUCAGAGUUGGAAUUUGCUUGCAUUACAGAGGUGACAAAUGAAAGCCAUCAAUGUUUCUAUGCCUCUUGGUCCAUGGCGGUGCUGGCUGUGGCUGUAGUGUGAGCCCCAGCUGGCCUGCUGGAAGCCCGUCUCUUGGAGGGAACUCCUAAUGUCUCUAGGGUCUGCCUGUUGUGACAGUCUGACCUCUGAUCUUUUACUGUCUAGAGGAAGAGGAGCUCUGCCUUACGCCAGGCCAGAUGCACCUUCUUAUCGAGACCUGAUUUUGUACAGUUAUAAGAUAUUUCUAGUGUUAAGUGCCAUUUAUUUUACAUAAUACAGUACUGAAGUUACCAAGUGACGCACAAUUUUCUUUAAUUUUUUUUCCCUAUCAUUUUUCUUCAUGCCAGGGUUAUACGUGUCCAUGCAGGGAAAUGUUGAAACCAAGAGCAGAUGAAACGUCCCUCUUUUGAUUUGAUUUUCUUUCUAAAUCUGUCACAGCCUUAGCUCUUAACCGUCACCAGAGGAGGUUUAAAAGUCCAACAGUUGGUGUUCGUUUUAUCAUGUGUGAUUUUACAUUUGUACCCAUUUUUUAAAGGCCAUCUCUUUGUUGUUGAUGUGGUAUGUGACAGUGUUCAUGGCUUGUAAUUGAGUGUUGAAGCAAGAGACGCACAGCUAUUCUCAGUGUGACUGUUGUUGAGGGCGACUGCGGUGUGUUGUCCUGUCCGGGCCACUAGUUGAGAGCGGGUUGAGUUAGUCGUGAUGGAGACUUGUUAGUCAUGAACAUGUGUAACAGUUGUUGGACUGCCUGUGCUCUCCCCCCCCCCCCCCCCCCCCCCCCCCCCCCUUCAUCUUCACUGGAUAAUGUAACGCUUCUUACCCUGACUACCUCAACUGGUCAUGUUUUACAUCUAGUCAGUCAAGGUGGAGGUCAAAUUAGACGUUUUGAACCGGGCCCAAUAAAACAGUUUUGGCCUCUCUACUUGUAUAUCAAUUUACUAUUCAUUAAGUUGUUGGGAGAGCAAAGUGACAGUACAUUUUGACAUGAUAGGAAGACAGAACCAUAUCUACAUUUUAGCUAAAUAAAUAGCAGAGGAAACGAGAAGAAUCCGUUUGAAAUGUACUGAUGUGUAUUUUAAGGAUGGAUGUUUUCCCCCUCUGGUUUCUGUUUGUUCUUUACACUGCCUGCUUUGAUUACUGUCAUGUCACUCUCCGUGCUAGAAGUUAGCCUUUCAUUUGUAAUGAAAAUAAUCAUUCAAGACGAACGAUAAAGCAAUCAGUCGGAUGGCCGAUGCGAUCCCUGUAUUGUACAAGGGUGGGCGGGAGAGAUGGCAUUGACAAAUGUUCAACCAUAUUGUGCAUAAUGAUUUCUUUUUUUAUUAUUAUAACCCACUGUAUAAUAGCAAGGAUUGUAUAUAGAACUGAAAAGAUGUAAAUAUUUAUGUGGCUUGCUGCAAGGUUGGUAUUUACAGAAAAACUAUUCGCACUGUUUAAUUCUACAUGCCCACCAGCAAGCUUUGUGGAGAGCAGUGUAACAAUGAAAAUUUAAAAAACACUGCCUUAAUGUUUAAAUAAAAAGCUUAUUGCCAUUGAAACUUA